Molecule: messenger RNA, 1137 nt
Organism: Raphanus sativus (radish)
Lineage: Eukaryota; Viridiplantae; Streptophyta; Magnoliopsida; Brassicales; Brassicaceae
Product: UDP-glucose 6-dehydrogenase 3
Biological process (GO): glycosaminoglycan biosynthetic process; polysaccharide biosynthetic process
Cellular component (GO): cytosol; nucleus
Molecular function (GO): NAD binding; UDP-glucose 6-dehydrogenase activity
Source: RefSeq, a predicted model, not a curated record
CGCUCUUCUACAACAUCUAAUCGUCAGAUUUAGCGAGAUCCAUUUUUGGUUUCCCCUGCAAUUUUCUCCGAUAGUGUACACCAGAAGAGGCUACAUAGCUUGCACGAAAGUUUAACUAGCACAAUGGUGAAGAUUUGCUGCAUUGGAGCUGGAUAUGUCGGUGGUCCAACCAUGGCGGUCAUUGCUCUAAAAUGCCCAUCUGUUGAAGUAGCCGUUGUUGAUAUCUCUGUGCCGAGGAUCAACGCCUGGAACAGCGAUCAGCUCCCUAUCUACGAGCCUGGUCUUGAUGACGUGGUUAAACAGUGCCGUGGAAAGAAUCUCUUCUUCAGCACCGAUGUUGAGAAACACGUGAGAGAGGCCGACAUUGUAUUCGUCUCUGUCAACACCCCGACCAAGACUCGUGGUCUCGGAGCGGGGAAAGCUGCGGACUUGACUUACUGGGAGAGCGCGGCACGUAUGAUCGCUGAUGUCUCUGUUUCCGACAAGAUCGUUGUCGAGAAAUCGACUGUCCCUGUCAAAACCGCAGAGGCCAUCGAGAAGAUUCUCACGCACAACAGCAAAGGGAUCAAGUUCCAGAUCCUCUCCAACCCUGAGUUUCUCGCUGAAGGAACCGCCAUCGAAGACCUUUUCAAACCGGACCGUGUCCUCAUCGGUGGUCGUGAGACUCCCGAAGGGUUUGCAGCUGUGAAAGCCUUGAAAGAUGUUUAUUCCCAAUGGGUCCCCGAAGAGAGGAUCCUCACCACCAAUCUCUGGUCAGCCGAGCUUUCAAAGCUUGCAGCUAACGCCUUCUUAGCACAGAGGAUCUCAUCGGUGAACGCAAUGUCUGCUCUCUGUGAAGCAACCGGCGCCAACGUCUCGGAAGUUUCUUACGCCGUCGGUAAAGACUCACGGAUCGGUCCCAAGUUCUUGAACUCGAGCGUCGGGUUCGGAGGAUCUUGUUUCCAGAAAGACAGGCCCUGUUCGUUUGCAGGUCGCUAGCGUCAGCGACCAGUUCCAGCGUCUAAACGUUGUUCGUUUGGUGGUCGCUGGUUCUGCGACCGAUCGCUGCGACCAGACGCUAGCGUUCGGCGUUUGAAAAUUUCGGUCGCCGCAAAUUUCAGCGUCGCGAUAGAGAUCAGCGAUCAAAAAAAUAAAAUA